AUGCAGUUCUCUUUGCAGUCAGCUGUCAUUUUCUUUGAAAAGGCAAAGCAGCUGGGCAUGAUGGACAAAGGCUAUGUGUGGAUUGUCACAGAUGAGAUUGCAAACCUUCUUGAUUCUGUUGACACUUCUGUCAAGUAUAACAUGCAAGGUGUCAUUGGUAUUAAAAUUCACUUUGCAGAAACCUCAUUCAAGCAGUUCAAAACCAGAUUUCGCAGGAUGUAUGGAUUACGGUACCCUGAAGAAGAAGAAUAUUCUAGUCCUAGUAUCUUCGCUCUCCGAGCUUAUGAUGCAAUUUGGGCCACUGGUCGAGCCAUUAAAAUAUUGCAACAGGGGAAUGUUACCUCAAAAGAACUGUCUCAAAAAAUCCUGUCGACUGCUUUCCAAGGUCUAAGUGGCAUGAUAGAAUUCAAAAAUGGAAUGCUAUCACAACCACCAACCUUUCAAAUCAUUAAUGUGAUUGGCAGAAGCUACAGAGAGGUGGCAUUCUGGUCACCAAGAUACGGUUUCUCAGAGAACUUGAUGAAACAUACUGAUAUGAAUGCUUUUGCUGAAGUUUUGGGUCCAAUCUAUUGGCCUGGUAGAUUACAGAUAACCCCAAAGGGAUGGACACCUGUUGAUGUGGAUAGACCCUUAAAGAUAGGGGUUCCUGCGAUGGGUGCAUUCACGCAGUUUGUGAAAGUAAGAUAUGACCCGGACACGAAUGAGACAGACAUCUCAGGAUUUUCAAUUGAUGUGUUUGAAGCAGCUGUCAAACAUCUCCCUUAUCAAUUGCCUUACGAGUUUGUGCCCUUCAAUGGCUCAUAUGAUAAGAUGGUGGAACUGGUCUCCAAUAAGAGCUUGGAUGCAGCUGUUGGUGAUAUAGAAGUCAUAGCAGAUCGGUACCGUUAUGUUGAAUUCACACAGCCAUACAUAAGCUCUGGGCUGGAGAUGGUAGUCACUGUGAAGCCAGAGGAGCUGAAGGAAACAGAGAUGUUGGUGUGGCCUUUCACCAGAGAAAUGUGGUUCCUCCUGUUUGUUACACACCUUUCUGUAUGCUUGGUCGCCUGCUUAAUGGAAAUUGUACAUGGACGUAGCUUAGAGGACAUUGGAGCCUUUUGGUUCUGCGUUGAUGUCCUGUUAUUUGCGCCAAGAGAACAAUUUAAGAACCCUUGGGCUCGGUUGCUGCUGGCUCCAUGGCUAUUGGCGAUUGUAGUUGUAACAGCUACUUUCACUGCAAGCCUCUCCUCCAUGAUGACCAUCUCUCGGGUCCAACCAUCUGUGCUUGAUAUUGAAACACUAAAGAUGACAAAUGCAACUGUUGGUUGCAAUGGAAACUCUUUUAUUGUGAGGUACUUGAUUAAUGUCUUAGAGUUUAGACCAGAAAAUAUCAAGAGUAUUGCCUCCAUAAGUGACUACCCAGAGGCCUUUGAGAGGAAGGAUAUUACAGCAGCUUUCUUUGUUUCUCCCCAUGCUAAAGUCUUCCUUGCAAAAUACUGCAACGCUGGCUUUACCAAAACAGGAUCAGUGUACAAGCCUAGCGGUUUUGGAUUUGUUUUUCAAAAGGGUUCGCCUCUGGCUAUUGACAUCUCAGAGGCAAUGUUAGAGGCAACUGAGAGUGGACAAGUGGAAAAGUUAGAAAAACAAAUGCUCUCCUCUUAUAAUUGCUCCUCUCCAAUCAACUCAAACAACGGUUCAAUAGGUCCUGGACCUUUCUCUGGCCUAUUUCUAAUAGCAGGUUUGGCUUGUGCAUUGGCAUUUUUGGUAACAAUUGUGCGUUUAGUGCGCGAGCAUUGGAGGAAUUUUCUUCCUGGAAACGUGCUUGAGGAAGUUGAGCUGCAACCCAACCCUGUUAACUAACACAAGGGUUUGGAGAUGGAAUUUUACAUAGCUGUGUGCUGUGAGAAUAAUCACUUUUAGUAUUGUCGUGAGAAUUGUCACUCCUAGUAGCUCUGUGAAGAAAAGCAGUUAAAGUAUUUGAAAAAUUGUAUUUAAAUGUGCCAUAAGUAUAUGA
Prunus mume (Japanese apricot) is the source of this 1990-nucleotide messenger RNA. Its product is annotated as glutamate receptor 2.7-like. Gene Ontology annotation, cellular component: membrane. NCBI's taxonomy places the organism in Eukaryota, Viridiplantae, Streptophyta, Magnoliopsida, Rosales, Rosaceae. The record is from RefSeq and is a predicted model, not a curated record. Gene Ontology annotation, molecular function: ligand-gated monoatomic ion channel activity.